GGAACGCUAUUCGUAGUACUGAUAGUAUUCGGAAUAAAUAAAGGAACGCACCCUCUGAUUAUAGCGUCUCUAUACUGUGCUUUUAUUUUGCAUGUGUAUUAAUUUGUGACUUAUAGUUCCACGGCUCAAUAUAGACGUUGGUGGUAGUAGUGUACGACGAUUUCUACGGUAUCUCUCUGCCUAUAGUCAAAGGAAUUUAUUUGUCACUCCUAUCAAUCCUGUACAGGUUACGAUCCGACUGUGUGUGUUGUGUAUCUUUUUUCGGUUGUCACUAUUCGUAAUGAUUCAAUAACGACUGAUCUUUUUUAUUAUAAAAUGAGCGAACUCGAUGAACGAUUAUGAUAUUCAAAGAAUGCUGAGUAACGAUUCGUAUUGAAGAGACAUACUGUUUGGCUACUAUGUGUCGGGGUACUGUAGUAAAUGAGUAGAUACAUGGUUUAGGCAUUAUAUUGAAAGAUUAUUUUGUUUAUAAUCAGCCUACUAUAAACAUAAUGUCCUGUCGAAUUAAAGGAAUAGCGAACCUACCAGAUGUGGAUAAUAUUAAAAGAUUGCUUUAUGGUGAUGCUAUUGGUAAAUUCGAAUAUAUACCGAGCGAUGAACUACCUCUUCAAGACUGUGCUAUAUCGCUAUCGUCAGUUGGAGAUGUACUUGCGAUGGCUUGGAAUACUAAGAUGAUUAUAUUUGUUUCGAGAUGGGAUUCGGAAGAAUUGGAUGAUAAAAAUAAAUUCUAUAUAAUGUGGCAUGGGGAAGUGACGAAAGAAGCCAAUGAAUGGAUAACGUCGGUGAUCUGUUUGCCUUUGAUAUCUUUAGGAAAAGCUACUGGUCCGGAUUGGACAUGUAUAGCUGUUGGAUAUAAUACAGGUUUCAUUAGAUUCUAUACGGAAACAGGCGCGUUGCUCCUGGAGGAACGAAUCCAUAAUGAAUCAGUUCUAGGAAUAAAAUGCCAGUCGUUUAGUUUACCAAAACACACUGGAGAUGCUGGCUGUAACGAAGAGAUUUACAUUUUAUACAAUAGUGGCGUUUGUAUAUUGCAAGGAUUUCCAUUAUUUUCAACUUUACGUGCCUGUAGAAAUCAUUUGGCCAAAAUUCAAGCGAAUUGCGAUGAUUUACCACCGAUUACAAAUUUGUCGUAUAAAAAAUGGGCAUUCAAGAAUCAAGAUAUUGCGAACGAUUCUGAAGUGAUAGGUACGACGUUGAUAAAUAGCUUUGAUCAUUUAAUGACAGCAUCGAUUUGCGGUGGAUAUAACGCGACAUACAGAUCUAGCGCGCCGCAACAUAAUUUAGUUAUUGCAACGGGAAAACGACCAUUUGUAGGAUUUCACUAUGCGCUAGAAGGUAGUAAUGCACCAGUCUUGUCAGAUGUUGCUAUCGCUAUGGCUAGCAAAUUGGCCAACGCUAUUGGCACUGCUGUUCCAUGGUUUCGUGGAAAUUCCAAGAAUAUAAUGUCUGAAGCAUCGAAAGGUGCCAUUCAUGAGUCUGUAGAGACAAUGACGUGUCGAUUUGGUUUAAGCGAUAUUAUGAGAGAGGGUGACUGCAUUGUUUGCAGUCCGAACAAAAUGUUUUCGGUAAUAUCAGACAGUAUGGGCAGAGUGAUACUUGCGAGUAAUAAAAAGGGCAUAGCUGUGAGGAUGUGGAAAGGAUAUCGCGAUGCUCAAUGUGGCUGGAUAGAAGUCACCGAAGAGAGAGAUCGCGGAAUUCGUCGGAAUAUCGAAAAAUCUGGACGAAAAGUUUUGUUACGCACUGCCCUAUUUUUGGUUAUUUAUGCACCAAAGAAGGGUGUGAUAGAUAUUUGGAAUAUUCAGCAAGGCCCAAAAAUUACUACCUUUACUGCUAGCAAAAAUGGACGAUUAUUGUACAUUAAUUAUGGCUUUCUCGGCGUGAACGAUAAUGUUACUUUGUUGAAAAAUAAAGCGCAAUACUCGUGUGUCUUUAUCGAUCCACUUGGAGGAUUAAAGGAGAUUUGCGUUCCAUUCCACUUUGCACUAAAUAGUAAAAAUGGAAAACGAGCACGCGACAUACAUUUACUUCGGAAACUGAGGACGUUUCUGAGAGAAGAGGACUAUGAUGAGGAAAAAUUAAUUUCUGAAGUUACUACCAUUUGUCUCGGAAUAGAAACGAAUGAAGUUCGAAUACAGAUGUUAGAGAUUUUAAUGAAUAGCAAACAUAUUUUACCAGACGCUUUACUCGCCGCGACGCUUUGUUUUGCGACAAAACCAGAAGAAUCGGAACCUACCGCCAAGAUGCUUCGCAAAUUGACAACCCAAUUACAACAAUUGAUUACGUUUUAUAAAUACGUUAAAUUUCGAUUUGAUAUUUCAUCCAAGUAUGAUAUAACGGUUAAUGAUGUGACGAGUGCUAAAAGUUUAUCUUUAAUAUUAUUAACUUCGGAGCGAGAGGUAAACCAUGUUACUAAAUUGGCCAAGAUGUUAAACAACUUCAUAGAUGGUAACGUUUCAUCGGAAACCAGAGUUAAAUUUAAGGAUGAAAAUGUGUUCUUUGAUUUUUUAUCGUGCUUUGAAUUAGGCACGUCGAGACUGAUCGGGCUACGAAAAGAUGUAAAGGAGGAAAAUGUAUACAAGAUCUCACGAUUGAUAUAUCAAGGAUGGAUGCGUUCGAAUGAUGCGAAAGAAAAAUGGCAGCAAGCAGCUAAAGACAGUAACAUUCAACCAUUUAUCUUUAUGCGAUUGGCAUUGAUAUAUUGGAUGCACAAGGAGGAAGAUGAAUCUUUGGAAAUAGAAUUAAAACGUUUUACGCAGCUUUUACAUGUUAUUUGUUUAUUAACCGAUGUGGAAAAAAUUUGUGUUGAAUACAAUGAAAUUUCUUCAUGGUGGAAAAAUGUACGCGCUAUUCUGACAGAGUCUGCGAAACCUUUCAAAGCGUUCACUGCUGCGUUAGCGUGCAGAGCGACCGCUAUGACUCUAGAGAAGUAUAAGGAGAAAUUGCAAAGUCAGAAACUAUCGAAGGAUCGUGGAAACGAGGAGGAUACUAAAAACGGAAACGAUUUAACUCAGAUAGAUGAAAUUGUGAAUAAAUCGAAUGAUGUCACACCAGACGAUGAAACAUAUAAUUUGAUUAGCGAAUGGGAAAAUGUCAGUAACGAUACCUGUCAAUUUACGUUGUUGAUCGGGAAUCUAGAGGAUAUUACUAUAUUGAAUGCUGUUAUUAGUCAGCAUGUUAUAUUGGAUGAGACAACGCAAUUCUAUGCUCUGCCAUUUACGAGAAAUGAUAUUUCUCUGGCAUCGAUUCUCUCUAAAGGAAGAGGUUCGGUGUCUGAACUGGUUGCGAAAUGGCUCGGUACAACCGGUAUCGAUCCAGCACGGUUAAUCGAUACUACUGACAUAGAAUUCGAUCAGCAAUUAUCGGUGGGUUCUGUACAAUUGACUGAUACGCUGAGUGAGGCGACUGCUGUUGAAGUGUCUCGACAGGACCGAAUGAAACUUCUCUCUUUAUCGGUAGAAAUCGGAGACGAAGCAAAGGUGGACACGACUACGGAAGCAUCUGUUUUAGACAAAGUAGCUCUACUCAAACGACAUUUCCCAUACAGUUUAACGAGCAGUGUUUUACUAGCCAAUUUAUGCUGGGAGUUUGCCAUGUCGUGGAAUAAAGAUGUUACUCAGCUAAAUUCGCUUGCAGCUGCCUUGACUGUUUUACGACAAAUACCUAUAAAGAAUAUGAGACACGGCGUCUGUUGUCUGUUGUGGACGCUUCACAUAAAGAAAAGAAUAGAAGCGGUGGCAAAGCUGAUGAACAAACUCGGAAAAUUACCAAAGGAAAGAUUGUGUAUGCAAGACGUUGGUUUGUCUGACAUUCAAGUAACGACAUUUUUACAGCACUGUGUCUCCUUCUUGGAUAUAUUUAUCGAUGCUGAAAUACUCGAACGUGGAGAUUGUGCGAUAAUAAAAUCGGAAGAAUUGUGGGACGGACAUCUCGAUGGACCGCAACCAUUUGCUGCAUUAGCCGUUUCUCAAGCACCAGCUUGGUACGACUUAAUUCUGUUACAUGUACAAGUGACUAAUGUCCUGUAUAUGAUGGCGUGUCUCAAUUUGAAAAUGUUGAAACCAUUGAAUAAUUUGUUCGAAUCUGUGGUACAGCCCUAUCUCUUUCAAGAUAUAACCGACAAAGCGAUACUUACGUGGUACCGAGAUGACAAGAGGGACAAUGCCCGUACAGACUUUUUAUGUAGAGUAAUUACAGCAUCGAUGGAAUUUAUUCAUCGGGAGACCACCGAUGGCGUGACGGUCAGUUCGACACAGGCUAUCUCGUGGAUGAGCAAAUGUCAAACAUUAGCGUGUAUCUGGAAAAUUAAUAAUGAUGAAUUAAGGAUACAUCAAGCCUGUCAGCUGUAUAUAAAUGGUUUCGAUCGUUUAGCGGAAGAGGUAACUGUAAUGGUAACCGAUAUCGAACGCUUGGCUGCAAACUUAUUACCUAUAGUUGGAAGAAGAAUGAUGGCAUAUCUUUCAAAAACGCCUAAUCUUUUGGAAGAAAUGUCACGAAUGAGCCCAGCGCUUACAAGAUAUUUGGAAAACCUGAACGUACCUGAGAUAGUCUGUACAAAUUGUUCGAAUGCCGAUACUAUGGAAUUGAUUCGACGAGUAUCAGUGCAUUUACCUAAAACGCAUUGUGAUUAUCAUAUUAUGCUAUUAAUGUUAGAUGCAACAUUUAUUUAUGAAGAUAAUAAUUAAUUUCAAAUUAUAUAAACUGCGUCCCGUGAUAUUGUGAAGGGAAAGACUAAGAAUGGCGGGAUUUUGUCGAACUGUACCGCUUGUAUAUAUUAAAAAUACAACGAAACGAGAACAGACUCGAAGCCAUUGUUUUUUGUUAAUAAAAAGACAAUAUGCUAUUGUCGCAGGUAAUAAUACUAAAAAAGAUAAUGGAAAUCAAAUUGCAAAGUUGUAAGAAUAAGUAAUUGUUAUAUACUUUUCAAUACAUUAUUUAAUUUAAUAUUUAAUUAUAAACGGAAUCGGGCAAUUUAAUUAUAAACGGAAUCGGAAACCACCUCGAUAGUUAAUGACACAAUUCUAACGCAAGAAACACAAUUGUCUUUAUUUGUAUUCAUAUCUGUACAUAUAUGUUUGUAUGUAAAAUACAUUGAUAUACACACAGGA
Molecule: messenger RNA, 5105 nt
Organism: Pogonomyrmex barbatus (red harvester ant)
Lineage: Eukaryota; Metazoa; Arthropoda; Insecta; Hymenoptera; Formicidae
Gene: Rab3-GAP
Product: Rab3 GTPase activating protein
Biological process (GO): regulation of GTPase activity
Source: RefSeq, a predicted model, not a curated record